Lepus europaeus (European hare) is the source of this 1193-nucleotide messenger RNA. Its product is annotated as C-C chemokine receptor type 1. The transcript is spliced from 2 exons. Lineage: Eukaryota; Metazoa; Chordata; Mammalia; Lagomorpha; Leporidae. Gene Ontology annotation, cellular component: cytoplasm; membrane. Gene Ontology annotation, biological process: immune response; chemotaxis; positive regulation of monocyte chemotaxis. The record is from RefSeq and is a predicted model, not a curated record. Bases 71 to 1126 code for a protein of 351 amino acids. Gene Ontology annotation, molecular function: chemokine (C-C motif) ligand 5 binding; chemokine (C-C motif) ligand 7 binding; C-C chemokine receptor activity.
AAAGACUCUAAAAAGCCCCAGAAACAAAGACUUUGUGGACAAAAUCCUUUGGAACUAGAGAGAGGCCAGGAUGCAGACGCCAGCCACCACCACGGACUAUGAUAUGACCACAGAAUAUGACUAUGAGGACACGACCCCAUGCCAGAAGGUGGCUGUGAGGGCCUUUGGGGCCCAACUCUUGCCCCCUUUGUACUCCCUGGUGUUUGUCAUUGGCCUGGUUGGCAACGUCCUGGUGGUCUUGGUACUCAUGAAAUACAAGAGGCUGCGGAGCAUGACCAGCAUCUACCUCCUCAACCUGGCCAUUUCCGACCUGCUGUUCCUCUUCACGCUGCCCUUCUGGAUCGACUACCGGCUAAAGGAUGACUGGGUCUUCGGCGAUGUCCUGUGCAAGCUCCUCUCCGGGCUUUAUUACGUCGGCUUGUACAGUGAGGUCUUCUUCAUCAUCCUGCUCACGAUCGACAGGUACCUGGCCAUCGUGCACGCUGUGUUCGCCCUGCGUGCCCGGACCGUCAGCUUCAGCAUCAUCACCAGCAUCGUCACCUGGGCCCUCACCAUCCUGGCUGCCAUCCCGGGCUUCCGCUUUUCCAAGACGCAGUGGGAGUUCACGCAUUACACCUGCAGCCUUCACUUCCCGCACGAAAGCCUGAGACAGUGGAAGCAGUUCCAGGCUCUGAAACUGAACAUCCUGGGGCUGCUUCUGCCCCUGCUGGUCAUGGUGGUCUGCUACACGGGAAUUAUCCGGAUCCUGCUCAGACGGCCGAAUGAGAAGAAGUCCAGGGCCGUGCGGCUGAUCUUUGUCAUCAUGCUCAUCUUCUUUCUCUUUUGGACCCCCUAUAACCUGACGCUGUUGGUCUCUGCUUUCCAAGACUCCCUGUUCACCAAUCAGUGUGAGCAGAGCAAGCAGCUGGACCUGGCCAUACAAGUGACGGAGGUGAUCGCCUAUACUCACUGCUGCGUCAACCCCGUGAUCUACGUCUUUGUUGGGGAGAGGUUCCAGAAGUACCUGCGCCAGCUCUUCCACACGUACCUGGCUAAAUGGCUCCCCUUCCUCUCCACGGAGAGGCUGGAGAGGGCCAGCUCCGUAUCUCCCUCCACAGCGGAGCACGAGCUGUCUGCUGGGUUCUGACUCGGACCCCUGGAGGCAGAUCCAGGCCCCAGCACCCAUGAGCUGCCAGGCGCGCUGUGAUGGGCAG